AUGGAUUCUUCCUCUAUAAGAAAGUCAAACAUACGAAAGGGGAAGGUUGCGAUUAAGAAAGUGGAAGAAAAAAGCAAGCGCUACGUGACCUUCUCGAAAUGCAAACAAGGGCUUUUCAACAAAGUCACUGAGCUAUCCCUUCUUUGCCAAGCUGAAACCGCUUUGGUCAUCAAUUCUCAAAAAGGAAAGCUCUAUGCAUGCAGCUACUCGAUCCGGACACUAUCAUCCACCGUUACGAAGGCGGCAGCGGAGGAGGGUAUCACAACCGUGCUGCUAAAGGAGGUUCCAACAGGGUAUUGA
Molecule: messenger RNA, 300 nt
Organism: Gastrolobium bilobum
Lineage: Eukaryota; Viridiplantae; Streptophyta; Magnoliopsida; Fabales; Fabaceae
Product: floral homeotic protein AGAMOUS-like
Exons: 1
Coding region: 1-300 (99 amino acids)
Biological process (GO): regulation of transcription by RNA polymerase II
Molecular function (GO): RNA polymerase II cis-regulatory region sequence-specific DNA binding; DNA-binding transcription factor activity, RNA polymerase II-specific; protein dimerization activity
Source: RefSeq, a predicted model, not a curated record